AUCAACAGUAUUAUGAAUUUUAACGCUUGAAUUGAUAUCAUUAGCUGUAAAAAUGUUAGCUCUUUUAUACAAGUUUUGUUUAUCUGCAGCAUAUUUGUAGUUAAGUCAAUUGACUCUUUUACGGAAAGUUUGGUUUUGCUUGAACUCAAAUUUUUAUUGAUAUAGAUCUAUGAUAAACUAAUACUAAUUGUUAUAUUUAUUUGAACAGAAGAAAAAAAAAAUGGAAAAACACUUUCUCGCUUAGAGCUUUUUCUUGAAUCCAGAAAGAGAAAGCAAGGCAAAGAAAUUGAUCCAAUAUCACAAGAAGCCAUUGAAAAGUUUCAGCAACUAAAGAAAUAACGAGAAGAAGGACAAAUUUCACUGGAUGAUGAUGCUAUGUUUGCUGAUGUACUUGGGCCGGAAAAAAAUGGUUAUGUUCGUGCUUAUGGUCCUGGAAAAAAUGUCACGGAAUAUUUUGGUGCUAGACCUACAAAGAUAGAACUACUUAAACAACUUGAUACUUCAAGAAGAGAAGCAAACGAGCGUGUCCAACAAAUUCAAAAAGAAGCAAGUGAACAAGUAAAUGAUGUUAAGAAGCAAAUGGAUGAGAAACUUGCAGAGAUGAAUAGAAUAUGGGAGCAGAAAUUCAAGAUGCUUUUGGAGAAAAACAAUAAUAUUGCAUCACCUAUGGAGGAUUCCCAAGAUGAUGAAAUUGGAGGAUGAUUUGCAGUAUAUUUGAAGUUUUGGAUUUUGAAGCAGCCAGCAACC
This is a messenger RNA of Manihot esculenta (cassava), 747 nucleotides long. RefSeq lists its product as uncharacterized. The record is from RefSeq and is a predicted model, not a curated record. The coding region runs from base 376 to 702 and encodes 108 amino acids. The transcript has 3 exons. Lineage: Eukaryota; Viridiplantae; Streptophyta; Magnoliopsida; Malpighiales; Euphorbiaceae.